Molecule: messenger RNA, 2473 nt
Organism: Heterobilharzia americana
Lineage: Eukaryota; Metazoa; Platyhelminthes; Trematoda; Strigeidida; Schistosomatidae
Source: the annotation of a GenBank genome assembly
GAGUAAUGAUAAUUUAUGCUGGAAACAUUGUCAUCCAGUAAAUAAUAAUAUAUCACACUGUGUAUUAUAAAUUGAAUAAACAAAUCUAUUAUGGAAUAUACAGAAACUUGACCAUAUUUAUUUUCUUAUACAGUACAAAGUAUUCUCUUUCUUCUCCACUUUUUUACAAAAAAUAAAUUCAUAAUCAAAUAGAAACUUGGAUUUUUCAGAGCCAAGAAAAAAGUCAAAACACACACACAUAAAAGAAAUGGAAUUUUGUCUGAAUAACAAAUGAAAAAUGAAAUUUUUAUCAAGUUGUCAUAGUGACAAGGUUAACACAGAAUAUAUCACUUACGAGGAUAUUUAUUAUUAAUAUUCAUCUAAAUCUUUAAAAUAUAAUUGAGAAAACUGAUUUUCUAAAAGGCAAAUAACUGAAGAAUAUCUUAAUCUCUAAGAUUAUUGAAGGUGAAAGUGGAUGCUACUAAUAAUACUACUUAAAUGGAAGGGAGUAUAAGUAGUUUCAAGAGAACUCAACAAAAGGAAUUAUUACCCAAGAUUGGCCCCCUUUAUGAUUGGUUAGAAGAUAAUAAUUUCUUGUUGUCAGAGGAUGAUAUCAGGACAAUGUUUCUGGAAGGUUAUGAUGAUCUUGAAGGGUUCAGCAUACAAGAAACCUCCGUUAUCCCGUUUGCUUCUAGCUGGAUGGAUGCUGAGUUGGAUAGAACACGUUCACGUAGUCGGUUAUGGCCUUAUCCGAAAGAUACAACAACUCAGUCAGAUUUGACAAGCGAUACCUUCAAUCCACUGAAUGUAAUAAAGUUCGAAUUAGAUGAAUAUUGUGAAACAGACCUUGAGGCUGACACAAUGGAAAGUCGAAUCCAGGAAGUUGAUAAGGAGAAUACUAAUGAUUUACAAGAUUCUAAACAAUUUUCAAAAAAGAAACGUAGACAUGAAAACAAACAGAACAAUAAACAAGAAUAUAUUGAAGGUGAAAAAAACAUCAAGUUUAAUCAGGUAACAGAAAAGUUAUUUGAAUCGAUACACUUCUCUAAGUCAUUUCAACAAAAUAUUACUACAACUGAUUUGAAGCAUGAUACAGUGGGAAUUUCACACUACUUAUUAUUCUGUUCAAUGAAUCAAGUCACUCCAAUACGAUCUGUUGUCAAUAGUCUUAGUAAGCAGAAGUUGGCUUUACAAUAUCGUGGACUUGGAACACUGGAGAUUAAGCUGAUCACAAAAGCUUUAAGAGUUCUAAGUGAGUGUAAAUUGCGUAAAGACGGUUUGUUCGAAUUGUAUGAUACAUUUAUAAAGAAUGUCUACAUAAAACGCUUGGAUUUAUCAGGAUGUGAAUUAGGUGAUGCUUCAUGUAGUAUGUUGGCUGAAAUAUUGAAGAUGAAUCGUGUACUACAAUACUUAAAUUUGGCUCGAAAUCAGUUUAGCUCUGAUGGAGCGGAACUACUUGGUGACGCCAUCAGCUCAAAUGAUAAUUUAUAUGAAAUUAAUCUGUCAUGGAAUUCUAUCACUGGUCCAGGUGCAUUGUGUAUUGCAAGAGGACUGAAGGAGAAUAUUCGAAUCAAGAUUUGUGAUUUAUCAUGGAAUGGAUAUGCUGGCAAAUCUGGUCUGGAGAUAGCUCAAGUGAUCAAAGAGAAUACUUCAUUGACUGAAUUAAACUUACAAUAUAAUAGAAUAAGUGAUGCAGAAAUUGAAGCUAUCAGUCAGGCAAUAUGUAUUGCUAGUGAAUCGAAUGAAACAAAGUUAAGCUUGUUGAACGUUAGUAGUAAUCCUAUUAGCACAAAAGGAAUGUUGAAUUUCUUCAAACAACUUAAUAAAGCUCAAAGUAUAAAAAUGAAAACACUAAUGUUAGAGGAUAUUCCAGUCAACUUUGACUGUUUACAGUUGAUUGAUUCCCUGAAUAUUAAUUUUCCUGAAUUGUGUAUAACUCAUGGACCACAAUUGAUUGUUGGCAAUACACAAGAUGAUAUCCAAUCAAAGGCUGGUACAUUUGUUGAUUUAUUAUUUCUGUUGAAGAGUCAAAUAAAUUAUAAUGGAAAAAUAUUCACUGAUUUGUUACAACAAUUCGAUGUUGACAAACGUGGAACAGUGACGGUUUCACAGUUUAUGGAAGCUUUAAAACUAAUCGGAGUGAAUUACAAACGUGAACAGAUAAUCGACUUACAACAGCGUUUAGAUCGGUAUGCUGAUGGGACUAUCUAUUACAAAGACUACCUAAAUAAGCAAACCGAUACCAUUGACGUCAUACAUUCCAAAUCCAGUUAGUAUAGAAGCAGCAGUAAUUCUGCACUAUGGACGGAACAAUAAAGCUUAAACUUGUAUUCUGAUACGUAGCAGCCGUGUUUUUUUUCCAAAGGCAUAUAUGAAUUCUUUUGCAUUUCUUUUGUUCAAAUACGAUUUUUCCUAGAUAGUGUUAUUGUGUGUGAACAAUGCUGUUUUCAAAUAACCAUCAUCAGGCUUUACGUUAAUAUGUGUAAAUUUUCUC